Protobothrops mucrosquamatus (brown spotted pit viper) is the source of this 948-nucleotide messenger RNA. Its product is annotated as phospholipid scramblase 1-like. Lineage: Eukaryota; Metazoa; Chordata; Lepidosauria; Squamata; Viperidae. The record is from RefSeq and is a predicted model, not a curated record. Gene Ontology annotation, molecular function: phospholipid scramblase activity. Gene Ontology annotation, cellular component: plasma membrane. Gene Ontology annotation, biological process: plasma membrane phospholipid scrambling. The transcript has 7 exons. The coding region runs from base 1 to 948 and encodes 315 amino acids.
AUGUACCUGUUUUUGAGGUACCAUGUUCCACAGCCAGGAUACCCGGGCGCUUCUCCCCCUUACCCCGUUGUGCCGCAACCGCACGCUGGGCCUUCUGUCCCCAGCCCCGGGUUCAACGCCUAUCCUGUCGCCGGCCCGGGGGCUGGCUACGUGGCUGCGCCCCAGCCACCCCCCCGGGGAUACCGGGACCACUCCGCUUCCCCCCAGCACCCCCAGCCCAGCGAUCCCCACGCCGCCAUCACUCCUUACCUGCCUGUGUCGGCUGGUAUCCCACCUGGCUUGGAGUACCUGACCCAGGUAGACCAAAUUUUGAUCCAUCAGAAGGUGGAACUUGUAGAAGCUUUCAUCGGCUUCGAAGGCAACAACAAGUACGAGGUGCGAAACAGCCUCGGCCAGCACAUCUUCCACGCGGAAGAGCAGAACGACUGCUGUACCAGGAACUGCUGCGGCUCGCUACGCCGCUUCUCCAUGCGGCUGGACGACCCCAGUGGCCGCGAAGUCAUCCGGCUUGUCCGUCCACUGAAAUGCGUCAGCUGCUUUUUCCCCUGCUGCCUUCAGGAGAUGGAAGUCCAGUGCCCGCCGGGUGCCACCAUCGGCUACGUGGUGCAGACCUGGCAUCCCUUCAUGCCCAGGUUCUCCAUCCAGAACGUCGAGAAGGAGACGGUGCUCCGUGUUUUGGGGCCCUGCUUUGCCUGCAGUUGCGGCGGGGAUGUCAGCUUCGAGGUGAAGACCCGGGAUGAGUCCCGUGGGGUGGGCCGGAUCAGUAAGCAGUGGAGCGGCCUCCUUAAGGAAAUCUUCACCGACACGGACAACUUUGGGAUCCAGUUCCCCAUCGAUCUGGACGUGAAGGUCAAGGCGAUUCUCCUCGGAGCCUGCUUCCUCAUUGAUUUUAUGUUUUUCGAGAAGACGGGAGAAGUUGGACAGAGGACCUCUGUAAUGAGCAGUUGA